This is a messenger RNA of Gastrolobium bilobum, 1469 nucleotides long. RefSeq names its product PLASMODESMATA CALLOSE-BINDING PROTEIN 4-like. The coding region runs from base 140 to 757 and encodes 205 amino acids. The transcript is spliced from 4 exons. The record is from RefSeq and is a predicted model, not a curated record. NCBI's taxonomy places the organism in Eukaryota, Viridiplantae, Streptophyta, Magnoliopsida, Fabales, Fabaceae.
CCCAAUCAUCAAAGGAACCCUUUUUAAUACAGAAAACAUCCAUUCUUUAAACCUCUUCUUCUCUUCAUCUAUCUUUCUUUUUCUCUGCCUUAGCCCCCAUCAAGUUCAUCCAAUUUACAUCAAAUAAAUUUCUCUUAUCAUGGCUGUUUUGGUGUAUUUUGUGCUUUUCCUGGCCCUUACUGCCCAUUCAAGUGCCCUUUACUGUAUAUGCAAAGAUGGUGUGGGUGAUCAAGUCCUUCAGAAAGCAAUAGAUUAUGCUUGUGGAAAUGGAGCUGAUUGUAGUCCUAUUAUCCAAAACGGAGCUUGUUACCAACCAAACACUGUGAAGGAUCACUGUAACUAUGCGGUUAAUAGCUAUUACCAGAAAAAAGGUAAUGUUCAAGGUAGCUGUGAUUUUUCUGGUGCUGCCACAACCAGUCCAACACCACCUUCUACAUCAUCUGGAUGUGUUUACCCCUCAAGUCCUAGCAAUGCAGGAACAGGCAAUACAACAACACCAUCAACCGGUUCACCAGGCACAACACCAUCAACCGGUUCACCAGGCACAACACCGUCAACCGGUACAACUCCAGGCACAGGAACCGGAACCGGCACAACCGUGGGUAGUCCUAAUGUGUUUGGAAUAAGUCCAACAGCUGCAACUGGUACUGGGGGCACCAACAUUGACAAUGGAGCUGGAAUAGCUAAUUUGAAAGGCACCAACAUCAAGUUGCUAUUGCCCCUUGCUCUAACCUUCUGUUUAGCCUUCAGGGUCUAAAGGUACAGUGCCACUACUAGAAUAGGAGCAACUUGUGGGGUUUGAUGUGUGGAUGAGAUUUUGCCACUACAGGUUGGUUAUUCACGUAGUUUUUACUAAUCAUCCACAAGCAUUUGAAGCAAACCCGUUUUUGUUUUCUUCGUGGUCCAAAGUGGGAAAAAAAAAAGUGGGGAAUUUGGUUCCUUGUAUAGUGGUGAUAUAUUUUGAUUAUGACUAGUUAUGGGGGUAGAAGUAGAACCUGAUUAUUUUCUUUUAGACUAUGACAGGCACUAUUUUUUUAAUUUAAUGGAAUCGUGCUACCCCGUAUAUAAACUACUUUAUAUAUGAUUCAAUUUCAUGCUAGCUGGCCACUCUCUGUCUCUCCCCUUCAACUUUUUCCUUUCUUCAAUUGUUUUCCUGCUUGAUUUGCAUUUCACAUCGCUUUUCAUUCAUUAUAUUUCCAGUCAUUUUCUUUGGUUUUCAGUUACCAACACAUUACGUAACUUCAUCUUAUGCUUCAGUUUUAGUCCUUGAUUAGUCAGAGAAAUUCUUAGGUGUUUGAAGGCUAAUAAAAGGCUCUUGUACUGUACUAUUUUAUGUGUCUCGUUUUAUAUCCGUUGGUUAUUAUUAUGGGAAAUGUUUUUCUCCUUUCACAUGAGACAAUAUUUCAUUCCUACACAUACAUCAACUUCCGUGUCAAGUUUUUAUUUUUGUUUUUACUUUUUUUGUUAAA